Triticum aestivum (bread wheat) is the source of this 2337-nucleotide messenger RNA. Its product is annotated as glutamate receptor 2.1-like. The transcript has 7 exons. The record is from RefSeq and is a predicted model, not a curated record. Bases 1 to 2337 code for a protein of 778 amino acids. NCBI's taxonomy places the organism in Eukaryota, Viridiplantae, Streptophyta, Magnoliopsida, Poales, Poaceae. Gene Ontology annotation, cellular component: membrane. Gene Ontology annotation, molecular function: ligand-gated monoatomic ion channel activity; G protein-coupled receptor activity. Gene Ontology annotation, biological process: G protein-coupled receptor signaling pathway.
AUGUCACGGACCAGCAUUUCGAUGGCCCUGGAAGACUUCUAUGCAGUCCACAGAAACUACACCCCGAAGCUAGUUCUCCACAUCAGGGACUCCAAAAGUAACAAUGUCCAAGCUGCAUCAGCAGCCCUCGACCUGCUAGAGAAUUACAGCGUCCAAGUUAUCAUAGGUCCUCAAACAUCUUCACAAGCAGCAUUUGUAUCGGAUCUCGGGAAUAAAAGUCAGGUCCCUGUGAUCUCCUUCACAGCAACAAGCCCAUCUCUUUACUCUGGCAGUCUUCCAUAUUUUGUUCGUGCAACACUGAGUGACUCUACACAAGUGAAUAGCAUUGCCUCCCUAAUCAAGGCCUAUGGGUGGAGACAGGUGGUGCCAAUUUAUGAAGAAACUGACUAUGGUAGAGGUGUCAUACCAUAUCUCAUUGACGCCCUCCAAGAAAUUGAUGUCCGUGUUCCCUACCGGAGUGUGAUCCCCCUGUCAGCAACUACUGAACAAAUUACCAAAGAACUCUAUAAGUUAUUGACAAUGCAAACAAGGGUCUUCUUGGUGCAUAUGUCACCUGAUUUGGCUUCGAUCCUCUUCACAAUGGCAAAAGAGGUUGGUAUGAUGAAGAAAGGAUUUGUAUGGAUCAUGACAGAUGGGCUAACCAAUGUCAUAGACUCCACGAACCCUUCUGUUAUGGAAGCAAUGAAUGGUGUUUUAGGAGUAAAGUUUUAUACUCCUAAAUCAGCAGAACUGGAUAACUACACCAUACGCUGGAUGAGAUUACAGAUUGAUAACCCAAAUGAUCCACCACUGAAACUAAGCAUAUUUGAACUCUGGGGCUAUGAUACUAUAUGGGCGGUAGCGCAAGCAGUUGAAAAGCUUGGUAUUAAGAACAAAACAUCAUUUCAAAAACCAGCAGUUGCAAGAAACAUGACAAGCAUGGGAACUUCUGUUUAUGGCCCGGAUCUCCUAAAGACCAUCUUGCAAUACAAAUUUAGAGGUUUGAGUGGUCAUUUUGACCUUUCAGGUAGGCAGCUGCAAGCUUCUACAUUUCAGAUAAUAAAUGUAGUUGAUAAAGGGUGGAAAGAAAUUGGGUUUUGGACUGCAGAAAAUGGAAUUUCCCGGCGACUAUAUCACGGAGAAUCAACGACACGGCAUUCAGGCUUAGCUUCUGACCUAAACCCGGUAAUUUGGCCAGGAAAAUCAACAGAGAUACCCAAAGGGUGGGAAGCUCCUGUGAAUGGGAAGAAGCUUCGAGUAGGAGUGCACACAAGUGUAUACCCACAAUUUAUGACAAGUGGAAAAGAUCCUAUUACUGGGGCCACUACAGCAAGUGGCCUUUCCAUUGAUGUAUUCGAAGAGGCAAUUAAAAGACUUCCCUAUGCACUGCCCUAUGAGUAUGUAGCAUUUGGCACUACGAAUGACACAAGCAGUGGAGGUUAUGAUGAUUUUGUUUACCAAGUUUACCUUAAGAAAUAUGAUGUAGCCAUUGGGGACAUAACAAUCUCACAUAACAGAACUUCCUACGUCGACUUCACUCUACCAUACACAGAAUCAGGAGUGGCAAUGGUUGUUCCAGCCAAGAGCAGCAGAACUAACAACAUAUGGAUUUUCGUUGAGCCAUUAUCACGUGACCUGUGGCUCGGAAGCAUCAUAUUACUAUUCUACACAUGGGUUGUUCUCUGGCUAAUGGAGUUCCUGGAAAACAGCACAAAUAUUGCUGGACAAGUCCCCAAACAGCUCGGGAUUAUGACUUCCUUUUCCCUAUUUGGAGACAGAUUUGCAGCGAUGAUUGUCCAGGAUGAUAGAUCCAUGGGAUCGAGUAGGGUAGGAUUUCUGGUAAACCUACCUUCUCCAGCGGUUGAUGAACUCGAGCCGGAGGCCAUCGUGGAGAGGGCGAUGGUGGCGAUGGCAGAGAGAGAGAACGGAGUGGAAAGUUUACGAUCUCGGAUAGUUUUGAUUGUAUGGGUGUUUUUCUUCCUUGUACUGUCAGCAAGCUACACCGCAAAUUUGGCAACAAUGCUUACCAUAAGACAGCUAAAUCCAACUAUAACUGAUAUCCAUGACCUCCGUAAAAGUGGGGACUAUGUAGGAUGCACUAGUGGUUCCUAUGUCGAGAGUCUACUGGAACAACUCAAUUUUGACAGAUUGAAGAUCAAGACCUAUAGUACCUACGAUGGAUUUUACAGUGCACUCUCGAAGGGAAGCAAAAGUGGGGGAAUUGCUGCGUUCAUUCAUGAAGUCCCAUACAUCAGACUGUUUCUUGCAAAGAACUGCAAAGGAUUAGAGACAUGCAUGUACAUCUCGUCGCUGCUAGUUUUAUUUAAGAUGGGACCAUUGCUGGCUUUGCAUACCUAA